Messenger RNA from Anastrepha obliqua, 1653 nucleotides. Its product is annotated as WD repeat domain phosphoinositide-interacting protein 3. The transcript has 4 exons. NCBI's taxonomy places the organism in Eukaryota, Metazoa, Arthropoda, Insecta, Diptera, Tephritidae. Gene Ontology annotation, biological process: nucleophagy; protein lipidation; autophagy of mitochondrion. Gene Ontology annotation, molecular function: phosphatidylinositol-3,5-bisphosphate binding; phosphatidylinositol-3-phosphate binding; protein binding. Gene Ontology annotation, cellular component: cytosol; extrinsic component of membrane; phagophore assembly site membrane. The record is from RefSeq and is a predicted model, not a curated record. The coding region runs from base 244 to 1266 and encodes 340 amino acids.
AUACUGCACUUCUUCCUGUUGAAGUAAAAGAAGAAACACGAAAAACAAUUUUUGCUGCGAGUUGAAAAUAUUUCAUUAUCUCUUACAAAGUGUUUGGAGAACUAUCAUUCAAAAUAAUAUAAGGGUUUAGUUAAACAUCAGCAAAUAGAAGUGAAGAUACCACAUAACAGUAGGGAAGGUGAAAUAUUUUCGGUGACGACAGCAUUCUUUACGUACUGGGAAGAAGUUGAAACACCAACUACGAUGAAUUUGGUGGAGAUAAAUCCAUUUGGAAAUGGAUUACUAUAUAUUGGCUUCAAUCAAGACCAAGGAUGUUUUGCUUGCGCAACAGACACUGGCUUUCGUGUUUACAAUUGCGAUCCGUUGAAGGAAAAAGAGCGUCAAUAUUUUUCCGAAGGUGGCUUAUGCUAUGUUGAAAUGCUUUUCCGUUGUAACUACUUGGCUCUUGUUGGUGGUGGCAUGCGACCCUUAUAUCCACCAAACAAAGUGAUCGUGUGGGAUGAUUUGAAGAAAUCGCCGGCGAUUUCUAUAGAUUUUAAUCAACCUGUAAAGACUGUGCGAUUACGACGCGAUCGCAUUGUCGUAGUUCUGGAGGGUGUGAUUAAGGUAUUUACAUUCACUCAACAACCACAGCAGUUACAUGUUUUUGAGACAAGCGCGAACCCGCAUGGACUUUGUGUGCUUUGUCCACAUAGUAAUAAAAGUCUCCUAGCCUUUCCGGGACGACGCACCGGUCACGUCCAAAUUGUCGAUUUGGCAAAUACAGAACGCGCUCCUUUAGAGAUUGUCGCGCAUGAGGCCUCAAUAAGUUGCAUUGCAUUCAAUUUGCAGGGUACCCGACUUGCCACUGCUAGCGAGAAAGGAACCUUAAUACGCAUUUUUGAUACAGAAAACGGCAAGAAACUUUGCGAAUUACGCCGUGGUAGCAAUCAGGCAAAUAUUUACUGUAUCAACUUCAACCAUCAGUCGACAAUGUUGGUAGUGUCUUCGGAUCAUGGCACUAUACAUGUUUUCAAUUUAGAUGAUACUAAGCAGAAAGAAGCACCAUUUCCUAUGAUACCAAAAUAUUUUUCCAGCCAAUGGAGUUUUGUUAAAUUUUCCAUACCACAAGGUCCGGCCUGUAUUUGUGCUUUCGGCUCCGAUCCCAACUCGGUUAUAGCAAUAUGUGCCGACGGACUCUAUUACAAAUUUUUGUUCAAUAACAAAGGAGAGUGCAGUCGCGAUGUUUGUACACAGUUUCUGGAAGUGACAGAUGAUGAGGAAUAAAUAAAGUUGGUAGUUUAAAUUAAGUACCAAACAUAUUGUUAUAGAACAUUUCGAAGACAAAUUAAAAUUUUCUGUUCCAAAAGUGUAGUAGGAGUUAAAAUUUAUAAAAAAGCGUAUAAUUUGUUGCUAUUCUUUUAAAUAGGACCGUUUGAUUGAAAUAUACAUUUUACUGGAGGAUAGGGAAACGCAUUUGGUAGGAAGCAUUUGGUAAGAAUAAUACAUAUGACACAUAUAUAUGUAUAUUUAUAAAAGUUUAGUUACGAAAAAUGUGUUAAGGAUAUAGAAGUAUGGCUCGACGAAAAACGUGGCUUAAAUUGUGUAGUCACAAUAGAAGAAAUAUUUAUAUUAUAUUUUGCUUUAAAUAAAUAUUAUUUGUACGUAUCAUAA